This is a messenger RNA of Salarias fasciatus (jewelled blenny), 5050 nucleotides long. It is a transcript of the gene znf219, whose product is annotated as zinc finger protein 219. Gene Ontology annotation, biological process: regulation of DNA-templated transcription. The transcript has 3 exons. The coding region runs from base 1 to 3645 and encodes 1214 amino acids. Gene Ontology annotation, cellular component: nucleus. Gene Ontology annotation, molecular function: DNA-binding transcription factor activity, RNA polymerase II-specific; RNA polymerase II cis-regulatory region sequence-specific DNA binding. The record is from RefSeq and is a predicted model, not a curated record. NCBI's taxonomy places the organism in Eukaryota, Metazoa, Chordata, Actinopteri, Blenniiformes, Blenniidae.
AUGGAUUCUCCACCAGAGUGUGUGUUGUCGCUUUCUUGUGAGCCGCCCCAGUCUCCCCCAACGCUGCCAUCUCUGGACCACAGCCCCCAGGCCUCCUCUCCUCACACCCAGCUCUCGCUGCCCAGCAGCCCCAUCGUUCUGCCCAUCCACAGCCCUGAACCUUCCCCCCAGAGUCCGGAGAUCACGCCUUAUUUCCCCCUCUCUCCGUUCCCCCUCCACGAAGACAGUGACAACAAUCAUCAAGAGGGUGAUGAGGUCGAUGAUGAGGACGGGCUUGAUGGAGACCCCCCGUCCCCGACACCGGCAGUGGCUUUGUUCCCCGGAGGUGGAGGACAAGACGCUGGGUGCAGCCCUCUGUUAGACUCUUCUCCACCAGAUACGCCAUCAGCGCCGAUACUUGGGUAUGGCGCCCUGGAGCUGGCCCUAUCUUCAGGACAGAGUGGAAACUGCAGCAAUGAGCUGGACCUCCAGCUGUUCCAGAAGGACACUGUUACCAGGGCCGUGCCUGGAGUCGGGGGGUCUUCCUCAGGCCCCGCACUCAAGUUUCCUUGUCACGUGUGUGGGAAGAGAUUUCGCUUCCAAAGCAUUUUGUCUUUACAUGCGCGAGCUCACAGUCUGGACCGAGACCGUCGAGCUUCAGCCUUAUACCGGACCGGACUCCCCUCUGCUCCCCUAAAGCAGCACCUCAAAAUCCAGCAGAACCACAAAGACUUGAGUCACAGAAGUCAUCCAAACCAGCGUUUACUUCCAGGCACUCUCAUCCAGCAUCUCACAGAAGAGGAGGACGUCAACGGUAACGUGAAAGGUCUAGAUGACGACCUGCAGACCGACCAGCACUCAAGCUUUCUGCUGGAUGACAGCACACCCCUGACCCCUCCUCUCACAGAGGAUCCAGUGUCUGUGACCUCUCCGUUUUCUUCUGCCCUCGGGGAAAGUGCAUCCACUUCCAUUGCGCCUACGUUUCGCUGCCAUGCCUGCAAAGGAAAAUUCCGCACAGCUUCAGAAUUGGCUCGCCACGUCCGCAUCCUCCACAACCCGUACAAAUGCACUCUUUGUCCAUUCUCUGCGAGCCAAGAGGAGAGCCUGGCAUCCCACUUGCAGGAGUGCCACCCGUCCCCUGAGGCACCUGCUCUGCCGCCGGCCUUCAAUUCCAGGCCCAUCAUUGCCACCCCUGACACCCCGGUGCCCACGCCGACCCAUACCCCCGCCCCGCCUCCCAGCAACCCGCAGGUGACGUCAGGUGCUCCAGCGGCUGCGUCCUCCUCACUGCCGGCAUUUCGCUGUGACACUUGUGGACAACGAUUCACACAGUCUUGGUUCCUGAAGGGACACAUGCGAAAGCACAAGGACUCCUUGGACCACAAGUGCCAGGUAUGUGGCCGUGGCUUCAAGGAGCCUUGGUUCCUCAAAAACCACAUGAAAGUUCAUCUCAAUAAGCUUGGCCUAAAGGCUGGACUGGUGGCCCCCGGGGGACUGGGGGGCGCUGAACAUCAACCUAAAGGUUCUGCUAAUCAGUCUCUCAAUGCCCUCUACUCAAGCCUUCUUCUGGCUCAGCAAGGAGGAGGCGGCGGGAGAGGUGGACAACAAAGAUCUGACAGAGAAACUGGAGGCAGAAUUGGAAUGGGCUUGAGUAAAUCAGCUAUCCUGAGCUACCUGGGCCUGCCAAACGACGGCAGUGGGGCCAGCUGCAUGGAGAGACUCCAAGCCGUUGCUCAGGUGGCGGAGAUGGGCAAUGGCGUAAGCAGUGGUAUCGGUGGCAGCUCGGGAGGAGGCGAAUCCGGAAGAGGAGGGGGAGCAACUCGAGGAGGGGGCACAGGUGAAGGAACAGCAGCAGCUUCAGAGGGAGGCGAGCAGGCGACUUGGUGGCAGCUCGUGGCUCGCAGUCUGGCCGUCGCUCAGCAGCAACAGCAGCAGCAGCAGCAGCAGCAGCAGAGGCCUCAUCAGCGAGGCCAGCAGCAAGGCCAAAGUCGAGGUUCAAUCAUCACGGAAGCCGACCAGGUCAGAGCUUAUCUGGGAGGCCUGGAUCCCAGAGAAGAGACGGGAGGAACAGGAGGACCAUGGGAAUGCCCAGACUGUGGAAAGCUCUUCCGCAGCCUGCAGCAGGUGGUGGUUCAUGCUCGCGUUCACAGCCAGAGGCCCCAGAAAGGAGGCGGCGGCGGCGAGGAAGAGGGAAGCGGCAGCCGUAAAGGAGCGGCGUUCGGAAGAGGAGGCAGCGGCGAAGCGAGGCAGGAAGCACAGCUCCACGGUGGAGGAUCCCAACAAAUGGGAGAAGUGAGGCAGGAGUCGAAGCUGAACAGCAGCGGAUCACAUGCAGCAGGACCAGCUACAGGGUUUCACUCUGCCAUCUCAAGCUACAAAGGAGAAAAUGGCUUGACAGCAGUCUCCUCCAUACCAUCAGUUCCCACCAGGGAGCGAGUGCGUGGUAGAGGGAUAAAAGACUGCCCCUACUGUGGGAAAGCCUUCCGCUCUUCACACCAUCUCAAAGUGCACCUGAGAGUUCACACAGGUGAGAGACCCUACAAAUGCCCCCACUGUGACUACGCGGGUACUCAGUCCGGCUCUCUGAAAUACCACCUCCAGCGGCACCACAGGGAGCAGCGCAACGCCUUAUCCGCCGCCUCCAACUCCUCCUCGUCUGGUCUGGCGUCCGCCGUCAACAGCCUGAGCUCUGGAUCGUCCGGACUCAAGCAGCGCCGGUCCCAGUUCAACCACUGCCCGGUCAACCGGAAUCCCGGCGACUCGCCCGGCUCCCGGCCCGGCCAGCAGUCCUGGCUCCUGGGGAUCCCGGACCAGAGGGACCACCGCAAGGCCCUGGCAGCCCUGAGGGAUGUUGACCUGGAGACCCAGUACAGGUAUCUGUCCGGGGUGAUGGGCGCCCUCUACCAAGGCGGGAUGGAAAGAGGCUGGGUUCGGGAAUCUCCUCCACCAAAGGCCCCCAAAGUGUCCCGGCGUAAGCCCCUCACCACAAGCCGAAUGGUCCAACCAGCGAGCGACAAUGAAAGACCCGCGCCGUUGACCCACGAGGGCGGGUUUGAACCCCUGGAUUUAUCUCGCCGCACGUCGCCCGGCCUGGGAGGACCGGAAGAGGAAGGCGGGGACGGAGGAGGGGACAGUUCGACGGGGGUCAAACUGAGCCAGUGCCUGUUCUGCCCGUUCCGGACCUCGUCGGCGGAGCUGAUGGCCAUGCACCUCCAGGUCAACCACACCAGUAAGUCCAGACGCAAGCGGGGCUCCUCCACCAUCCUGGAUGAGGAAUCAACCUCAAAGUCCACCAAGCUACCGGAGGAUCGCUCCGACCUCAACUCCCUGCCAGCGUGGCGGCGCCUGAGCGAGUCUGAGGCCCACACCCCCCUGGGAGAGUGGCCCUCCUCUCGGGCCCGGACCCCCAACGGGCUCUCCGAGCACAUGGCGGAACAGCUGGACGAAACUCUGGACUCCGCCGCCUCAUUGCCCGCGAAUGUACAAGACGGCGUGGCGUUCAAGGGGAAGACGGAGGACGAGAAGGAAGAGCAAGAGGAGGAGUUUGAGGAGAACAGCAGCCUGGAGGACUCACAAGACCAAAACCUGAGGAUGUCCCUGACCCUCUCACCAGCCCUAAGCUCCAACACCCUGAUGGAAGACGACGAACGAGUCUUAACAGAUUAAAGUUUUCUCACUGUUUAACACGAGAGAGUCUGGAUCAGUGUUAUCAGCCUCAUUUCAAACCGAUCUGAAGAAUCAAGCCGAAAGUGUUCCAGAGAGAACGGAGUCCAACGAGGAGUUUAGAAAACUGAAGGUGUAUAAAAGGAGGGAAAACCACUCCAGCAUUAUCUGCCUACUGCAAAUCCCCCAGAGAGAAGAGCCUGGAUGCUUCUUUUGAGGAUUUUUAGGCAACUUUUUUCAAUUCUUAUUUUUUUUUUUUUUUUUUAGACAUCAUUCCCAAGACAGAUGACUUUUUGAAAUGAUUUGAUAAGCGAAGAAAACGCAAUCCGGCAUCAUUCCACUGUCAUGUGAUUAUUCCACUGAAACGACGGACUCUCAGCGGGGGACACUUUUAGCUUCAGCCUCACGCCGCGGCGCUUGUUUGGCCUCGAAAACAUCCGAGCAGCAAAACCCCAGCUGAGCUUUCCGCUGGUAAUUUAAGGCGUAAGGUCACGGCGACGGGCCGCGCGCCGUUCUUAAACCACGUCUCACUGCCUUCUCCGUCAGAAGAGUGUUUGUCCGACACUGUCCUCCGCGACAGGAGGCGUCUCUGAUCAUCUCUGGUUUCCAUUUUCAGUUAGUGCCUGUCCAUGUGUGUCGUCAAGAGGUCGCUCAUUUUAUCUGAAUAUACAGUUUAAGACGAUUUAAGUACAAUAUAUUUGUUUAAAAGUGGUUCUAGGGUGUUGUGAAUAGUUAAGUUGUGAAAGAAAAUGCUACAUGGCGGUGUAAUGACUUUGGCAAAGACUGUAGCUGAUUGAAAAAAAAAAGCGAACAACAACAACAAACAACCACAGAAGAAACAAAAAAAACCAUUAAAAAAAAGGGUCAUAUAAUGUGAUAAGAGGCCAAGCAAUCAAAAAGGGGAUCACGGUUCAAAUUCAGUGUUUACAAAUGGUUGCGAAUGCGGGUUCGAGGUUGCAAAGGCAACUCAAGGUCACAGUCAGCGAAGAAGAGACGGCGAGCGGGAGGCGGCGCCCGAGCUCCCGAACACAAUCAGCUGACGCAGCGUUUCACAGAGACUGAGACGAAGCAACUGUGUCAAGAAGCGGAGAAAUUCUUCUUUUUCUGUUUUUUUUUUCUGUUUUUUUUUUUUUUUUUUUCAUUCAGUAAGAUACAAGGUAGAGAAGAAAAAAGAAAGCAGUGUCGCUGCCAGACGGGACUGAAAUCUGAGGAACACGCAGUCCUCCCGGGUUUUGGUGUCUUUUAGAUAACUAGAUUCCCUCUCUUCUGCUUUUUGUUGUUGUUUUUUUUUUUUUUUUUUUUGAUAAGAAAAGAAAAGACAAUGGUAGAAGUAAAUAUUAAAACACUAACAAAUGCAUAGACAUCCCAGUAGAAUAUGUGUAGCUUUUGUAAAGACGAGAAAAAAAAA